AUGGCGCAAAUUAUUCUGCAAAAUGAUGUCAAGGCAUUUGUGUCUCAUGAUACAACGGUCGAAGAUAAGUCCUCCACGGGAGGAGAACUAGGCAUCAAACCGAAAGUCCACUUUAGUCUACUGGGCGCCAUCGGUGUCCAAUACUCGGUCACCAGUGCCCCCAUUGCUAUUGGCGCAUACAUGUCGCUAGCUAUCGGCCUUGGUGGCUCCCCGGCAUACUUUUGGGGUUUCUUUAUGGUCGGACUUUUUCAAUUACUCGUCUGCCUUGCUACUGCAGAGCUUGCCUCGGCGAUUCCACAUUGCUCUGGUAUGUUGAUCAAGCAUCAUAAUACGAAGCUUCAAAAUUACAGGACUGACCACACUCUUGAAAAAGGCCCGGCGUACUGGGCUAUUGCCCUUGCAGACCGAAGAUACGCCCGCAGCUUGGGAUACAUUAUGGGAUGGUUGACAAAUGCUGGCUGGUUUUUCGUAUCCUCAGCCUGCACCCUUUAUCCAGCCCAGCUAACAAUGGGGCUCGUCCAAGCGGCAUACCCGGAUUUUACUGCAAAAUCAUGGCAAACGUAUCUGAUUUACGUAUGCUUUGCGUUACUGUACCUGUUCUUCAACCUUCCCCUCAUCUUUCGGUCAGUUAAUUUGUUGCUGCGAAUUGUAGUCGUCGCCGUUAAUGGGACGGCGAUUUACCUCAUGAUCGCUCUCUUGGUACGCACCCAACACAAACAAACAGCACAUUUCGUGUUUGCGGAGUUUACCAAUGAAUCAGGCUGGGCUUCCGACGGCCUUGUCUUCUUCCUUGCCCUACUACCUGCUGUUGGAUGUCUCAGCGCCUUCGACAACGCCACACAUUUAACCGAUGAGCUGGAAAACCCCCAAAAACAAGUUCCCCAGGUUAUUAUAGGGUCAUUUCUCAUGAGCUACCUCACGACGAUUCCUAUGAUUGUUGUAUACCAAUUUUGCAACAUCGAACCAGAGAGUCUUCUAGCGGCACCUGGCAAUCAGCCCUUCAUCCAGCUCAUGCAAAAUGCAUUUCGAAGCUUUGCCAUGACUGCCCUUGGAACCAGUAUGAUUAUAUUCUGCUUCUUCAUUGCUGGAACUGCGGCACUCAUCAGCUGGUCCCGCCUCUACUGGUCUUUUUCUGCUCAAGGAGCAUUGCCAUUCUCGAUCACAAUGUCUAAGCUGUCCUCACGCGAUGCACUACCCAUCAAUGCUCUCUGUUGGAACACUGUGCUAAUUUGCGCGAUUGGUGCUAUAAGCAUCGGAUCUACAACUGCCAUGAAUGCGCUUCUCGGAGCCGCAAAUUUGUGUCUCCUGUCCGCCUUUGCCAUCGUUUUUGGACUGAUGCUGUAUCGUGGCCGCAAGGUGCUAGAUCCGGAGCGAUGGUUUAAUCUGGGGCGAUGGGGUGAUCUCAUAGUUUGGGCUUCGCUUAUAUGGGUCAUUUUCAUUUCUGUUAUGUUUUGCUUUCCUCUGUAUCUACCGGUUACUGCUGAGGUUAUGAACUGGACAUCGCUGGUCUUUGCUGGCGUGCUCAUUUUAGCCGGGGCUUACUGGCUAUGCGUCUAUUCACGCAGAGGUAUUGUUGGAGAAUAA
Messenger RNA from Beauveria bassiana ARSEF 2860, 1584 nucleotides. RefSeq names its product choline and nitrogen mustard permease. Gene Ontology annotation, biological process: transmembrane transport. The transcript has a single exon. NCBI's taxonomy places the organism in Eukaryota, Fungi, Ascomycota, Sordariomycetes, Hypocreales, Cordycipitaceae. Gene Ontology annotation, cellular component: membrane. Bases 1 to 1584 code for a protein of 527 amino acids. The record is from RefSeq and is a predicted model, not a curated record. Gene Ontology annotation, molecular function: transmembrane transporter activity.